Anopheles nili is the source of this 3528-nucleotide messenger RNA. RefSeq lists its product as uncharacterized. The transcript has 7 exons. Lineage: Eukaryota; Metazoa; Arthropoda; Insecta; Diptera; Culicidae. Gene Ontology annotation, cellular component: nucleus. Gene Ontology annotation, molecular function: RNA binding. Bases 1 to 2622 code for a protein of 873 amino acids. The record is from RefSeq and is a predicted model, not a curated record.
AUGCAUGUUGCAAGUAUCGAAAUGAUACGGCCUCAUUUCGAAUCAGCUUCGAUUGAAUACCAACAGCAGCAACAAACACACCACCCACAUCAUCAGCAGCAGCAGAAGACACAACAUCAACAGCAAGAGCACCAGCAGCAGCAGGAACAGCAGCAAAUUUCUAAAAUCAUUAGUAAUCCCCCUCCCACAAUAGUUGGAGCACCAAAUGGAACAACAAUGUGUGUCGCAAAACUUGUGAUUGGGCUGGAUCAUGCUCCUCCGGCAUUUAAUGUACGAUCACGUGUGUUGGGAGAUGGUGGGACAAAUUUGAAUUAUAUUCGUACCGAAACCGGGGCAGUGGUAACGCUAAGAGGACGUGGGUCAUUGAAUCUUGACCCGCAAACAAUGCAAGAAGCUCCGGAACCAUUGCAUCUCUUCUUAGAACAUUCUUCCUUGGAUGGUUUACAAAGUGCUAAGCAGCUCGCGAAAAAUUUAAUCGAGACACUACAAGAAGAGCUUAGCUUUUUUCAAGAGAAUAAUAUUCCGAAAGCUAAUUUUCAACUCAUACCCCCUCCGCAAACUAAUAUGGUGCAAACAACACAAGUCACUCAAAUGGCGCCGAUUAUAAGAACACAACAUGUUACGCAACCGAAUGGAAUUAUUCAUCAACCACCGCCUACGGUCCUUGCUCCUCCGCCACCGCCUCCACCGGGUUUUGUGCAACAUCCUCCGGUUUUGCCACAAAGUCAACCUCCACCGGCGCAAAUCAUUCCACAAGCUCCUACCAUAAUUCAGUCCCACGUGCCAGUACAAAUUCAUCAGCAGCCGAAUAACGUUGUAAUUUCACAAAUUCAGACCGCAACGGCUCCUACCCAAAUUGCAAACGUAAACAAUCCUCCACCAGUGGCGCAAAUUCGCCCGCCGAUAGUUCAGAUUAAAAACUCUCCAACGACUGGGACGCAUCUAUCGCAACCGCCUCCGAACAUACAGAUUCAGCAAGCACCGCCAGAAGCGGCACAACAAAUCAUUGUGAAUCCUGCACCACCCUACCAGGUGCAGUAUAUUCAACAAAAUCCAUCUAUUCAGACAAGCGGUGGUGGCACAAAUGGACAGGUCACGAUACAGCAUCUUAUUCAGCCACAACCACAGUCGGUUCAGGGAAUUGUGCAAACAACAAUACCGCCUCCCCAGUUCGAUCACUUUCAGCGUCCACCGCAAACGCAACAAAUCAUCACCGUGCAGGGCAGUACUGCAUUUAUGGUGCCGCCACCUAACAUCAACCAUCAGACGGCUCCCCAACCGCAGAACCAGAUAAUUUUUCAGACUCAACAACCGAUUCUAACACACCAUCCACCUCCGGAAUUGGUGGGUGCACAACCUACCGGAAUGCUGCUAAAUGGUGGUGGUGGGGAUGCAAAAAAGGUGGGUGGACCUUCGGAUUUGCAAAUAAAACAGGACUCGCUCAAGCUAGACGAAGGUCAGCCUCCUCCCGGAACUAUUCUGCAGCAGAUUCCUACUAGCGGUCAACUAACCAAAACAACUGUGAUCCCCGUAUCGUCGAUACCGGGCAUACCGAUCAGUCAACCGCCACCACCCAUCAUGUCCGUGCCUCCACCGACAGUGCAACAUAUAGUCGGCAAUACGAUCAUUACUUCGCAACCAAAUCCACCCAUCAGUCACGGUGGCAUUCCGCAACAAAUUUAUAGCCAAAUACCGGUGUCGAUACAAUCAUAUGUUCCAGCUCCGCCACCGCAACAAAUGCAAGUCGGUGGGUCGCAUUUUGUUGUUAGUGCCCCCCAACCAUGGCCAGUAACUGCUUCAGCCGCCGGUCAACAAAUCCAGCAAGUACCAGCAAGUACGGUACCUAGUAUACAGAUUACUACCCAACCAAUAAGGAAUCCAAAUGAAAUUCAUAUAAUAAGCCAACCAACGAUUAUCAGUGCCGCCGAAUUUCGACCCCCAGCUUCACAGCAGCAGCAAAUAAUUACAACCAGUGCAUUUAAUCCUCAAAUACAACCUCCGCAAGGACUUCAAGUACAAUUUCACACGGUUCCACCUCCCCCUCAGCAGAUCAUCACUAGUUUGCCUAAUGCUCAAACGCAGCCUCCACCACAAGCGACAGGAUCACAGUUGAUUGAAAACCAACCUGGGACUCCACAUCAAAUUAUUAUAAAUGCAUCUAUUCCCCCUCAACCGCCACCACCACCGGCAUUUACGGCUGUACAAUUUUCCACCCAAGAAUCACCAAAGCCCACUGUUGAACAGUUGCAACAACGUCCGCCACCUCAGUCACAGCCUCAACAGCAGCAACAAUCUUUAAGUUUAUCUACACAAUCACAGCCGCAUGCUAUUAUAUUGCGUCCUGGCCAGAAACGCAAAAUGGUUGAAGAUGAUGUGAAUAAAUCCAUGCCUCUUAAAGUUGGGAUGGGUUCAAUUUAUGAUGGUAACUUGUGUAGGAUGAGCGGUGCUGGAAGAAAUUUUGCUGUGAGAAACAACGGUGGAAUUUUAACAGCUGCUCAAGCCAAAUGCAUUAUGUCUUCAGUGUCUACUGGAACGGUAACCACUUCGUCUACUUCGGGCAAUGGACUUAUAUCGUCUCAGAUAUCCUCUGAUCAUAUGACAGACUUCAGGAGGCAAAAGUAAACGCAAAAAUUGUCAGCGACAUCUCGACUGUCCAAUCGCAUGACAGUAAAGCAGCUGAUUCCAUUCUGCUGAUGAUAUAGAAAUUCAUUGCAGACAGCGCCAUCGACAGAUAUGAUUACUAUGCAGCUAGAGCAAAUGUCAUGUUUAUGGAAAAUUAUUCCAAUUUCGUAACAAGCAUGUACCAACGUCAUAAAUAGAUUGUUUCGAACAUCAGCAUCUGAACAUACUGAAAGGAGCUAUCAAAAUGACAACUCUAAAACAACUGUAGUUGAUUGUGCUAGAAUCCAUAGUGGUUUAUUGGUUUUAUUUUAUGGAUAUGAAUGAGCCCAAAUGGGAUAAUCUAUGGGCAUUAUUAAUAACAUCAGCAAGGGAAAGGAGCACAACACUGUAGAGUAAUAACAACUAUCAGAUUUUGUAUCUGAUUGAUAUUGUUAAUGUUAAAACAUAUUUCGUGCUUUCUUUUUUCCGCGUAGCAAUGUUCAGGUGUAUUUCACUCCGAUGUUCUUAGACACAAGCUUAUAGUGCGCGGCAGUAAGCAGUAUCACAAAUUUGUAUAGCCUGACAGAUUACUACUAAGUAAGAAGGCAAAAUUGUAUCAUAAUGUAAUUAAAUCUGUUUCAGUUUGCGUUUUAUAUAAGAAUGUUUUGAUUUUAUUUUGAUUAAAAAUAAUAUUCAAUUCAAAGGGAAUAAACUUGCUCUUCAAUAAACAAUAGUGUAAAUUAAUUACCCACUGUACUGUAACGAUACCGUUUCGACGAUCGUCGAAAAGAAAGAGUAUUAGCAUAGAUGUGGCAAACUGUUGUAAACUUCUGGUAAAAUAAUUUAUAUUAUUGUGAAAGUUUCUUUUCUUUUAUAUAAAACGAUUAUCUUAAUCAUAAUUGAUUUCAUUCUGCAUAUUACUAUAUA